AUGGCUGAUACCGCAGCAGCGCCUGCGCGGCAGGAAGAAGGCGGAACGAGUAUAUACCGCUCGCUCGCCCAGAGCGUGGGCAUGUUCCUUCUGAUCCAGGGUGGCAUGAAGUAUUUCCUCAAUACUGGUGCUAAGACUCCCGCUGCGCCCGCGCAAUCCGGAGCCGCCGUCCCCAGUACCGCGAAUACUGGCGCCAACGUCGUGAUUCCUAGCUGGGAAGAACGACCGCAUUCGCUCGAACCUGGUGUUGAAUACAGCCAUGUGCCGUACAAGAUUUCGCCAAUCUGGCCCGAUAACCCAGAGGUUGACAUCCUCAUGUACAUCUCGCCGUCCACCGCUGCGCCCUCACUCAAGUCGAUGCCCAAGGACUCGCUCCUGAUCAACGAGACGAAUUUCAAGAUUGGCGACUAUAAACAGAAGCGGGAGAUACAAACCGAGUUCAAGGUGCCCAAGGAGGUGCAGCACAAUGCGAUUCUGAACGCGCAUUUCUACGUUGGUAAGAGUGGCAGUGUGCUCGAUCCUACAGCAGCGGGUUAUGACCCAGGAAAGGCAUACCAUGUCGUGCGCCCAUUGUCGGCGUACCAGGUCAAGAAGAAGGCCAAGAAGACGCGAAACCUGCUCAGCGACAUGCCAUCGAAAGAAGAAGAGACGGAAGAGGAAAAGAACGCGCCCAAGGUCUUUGCCAACUACUACCAUCCCAAUUUUACCAUCGCCUUUAUUCCGGACACACUGCAAUUUGCGUACCCGCAGAUGCACCCCGGUCCGCGCAAAUACGUCCAGCUGGAGUCUACCGGCGCUCGCGAUGCCUCUGGCCAACACGGCUGGUACUAUCCUAUUCUCUUCACAAACACUUUCUGGCAGCUGAAGAAGGAAAUGAUUGAACUGAAUGACACCGUCAAGACACUCCCGUUGAACGUCGACCUGAAGAACCUUGCUCACUGGAAAUUCAACAUCUUCGCGUCCAUGGAUGAGAACAUCAAGAGCAACGCAGCAGCAGCCGCUGCCGGCCAGUCGACUCCGGGAGGUGGCGAUGGCACCGAGAUGGAGAUGUUCAAGGAGAUUCUGAUUGACAGCAAUUCUUAUUUGCUUGCGAUUACCGCCAUCGUCUCUGUCUUCCACAUGGUCUUCGAGAUGUUGGCCUUCAAGAACGAUGUCCAGCAUUGGCGCAAGAAGAAGGACAAUGUCGGUACCUCUGUCCGUACCAUCUUGGCCAACGUCUUUAUGCAAGCCGUCAUCUUCUUAUACCUUAUGGACAACAACGAGAACACUUCCUGGAUGAUUCUCUUCGGUCAGGGUAUGGGUAUCGCCAUUGAAGCCUGGAAAAUCACCAAGAUGGUCAAUGUGCGCUUCCGUCCCGGUGGCCCUGACUCAUACCUUCCCUACACCAUCCAAUUCGAAGACAAACACGUCCUUUCUGAAACCGAGAAGAAGACUGAAGAGUACGAUGAGAUUGCUUUCCGUUACCUGUAUAUGGUCGCUGUACCGUUGCUGGUCGCAUACGCGGGUUAUUCCCUCGCAUAUGAGACCCACAAGUCGUGGUACUCUUUCAUCAUAACCACACUUGUCGGCUCUGUGUACGCUUACGGUUUCCUGAUGAUGGUACCCUCGCUCUACAUCAACUACCGCCUCAAAUCUGUGGCGCAUAUGCCCGGUCGCGCCAUGACCUACAAAUUCCUCAACACUUUUAUCGACGAUCUCUUCGCCUUUACCAUCAAGAUGCCUACUCUCCAUCGCCUGGCCACACUCCGUGACGACGUCAUCUUCUUUGUCUACCUGUAUCAGACUUACAAGUACAAGGUCGACUACACCCGUGUCAACGAGUUUGGGCAAGGUGGUGAUGACGAAGAAGUCGAAGAGAAGGAUGCGAACAGGCCGCUCGCUGCUGCGCCAGACGCUGAUAGGAGUCUUAAGGUACCUGACGCGGAGAAGGUUGCUAAGAGCGAGGCAAAGAAGGAGGAGGCGAAAGCUUCUGGGAGAUCAACGAAAGGUAGCGCGAAACAGCGGAAGUAGGACUCCUCGGUGACUAAGUGGAAGUCGAUUUGGGUAUCGACCGCGCAGGGGCCCAUGAGGUAUACUGUUCCGCGGUAGUCUUGAGGGGGUGUUGGAUAUUUGAUAGCUUAUUAAUUCGAACACAUUGUUGGACG
This is a messenger RNA of Parastagonospora nodorum SN15, 2144 nucleotides long. RefSeq lists its product as hypothetical. Gene Ontology annotation, cellular component: endomembrane system; membrane. The transcript is spliced from 2 exons. NCBI's taxonomy places the organism in Eukaryota, Fungi, Ascomycota, Dothideomycetes, Pleosporales, Phaeosphaeriaceae. The record is from RefSeq and is a predicted model, not a curated record. Bases 1 to 2010 code for a protein of 669 amino acids.